Molecule: messenger RNA, 684 nt
Organism: Rhipicephalus sanguineus (brown dog tick)
Lineage: Eukaryota; Metazoa; Arthropoda; Arachnida; Ixodida; Ixodidae
Product: cytochrome P450 3A24
Exons: 5
Coding region: 262-669 (135 amino acids)
Molecular function (GO): iron ion binding; oxidoreductase activity, acting on paired donors, with incorporation or reduction of molecular oxygen; monooxygenase activity
Source: RefSeq, a predicted model, not a curated record
AGAUGGCGCCAGCGGCACUUCUCUUACUUCAAAAAUCUGGGAAUCCCCGGUCCCGAACCCAGUCUGCUGUGGGGAAACAUCCGCGAGUAUCACGAAACGCACCAUUACAAGGUGAUUGGCAAGUGGUUGGAAAAGUACGGCGACACGUUUGGAUUUUACGACGGAGAUGUGCCUUUUAUCGUGACAAUAGACUUGGACUUCUUGGAAUAUGUCUUAGUUCGCAACUUCCAAAACUUCACGGAUCGCGGGGAUGAGUUGGUGAUGGAGCAGAAACACCCGCUUUUGCGCAACGCUAUAGUCUACGCUGAAGGCGCCCAAUGGAGAAAUAUGCGGCGAUGCGUAGCCUCCGGCUUUACACCCGCAAAGCUGAAGCAGAUGUUGGCAGAUCUUAAUAAAGGCGCGGCUAUUUACCUGGACAUCGUCGGAGAGCAUGCUGACACCGGCCGUGAAGCGAAUGUUUUCGAGCUUUACCAAAAGCUAACCAUGGACUACGUGGGUCGCGCAGCAUUCGGCGUCGACUGCAGCUUCCAGAAAGGACCCGAGAAUGCCCUCGCCGCUACCACAAAGGUUAUACUUCGGAGCAUCAUGAAGGGGCCCUUCCACUUUCUUUGCCGUAAGUGCAGAAUGCGUAGCAUUCGUGCGAUAACUCUGUGUCGGGCUGUACGGUGACAGCCCGACACAGAG